This is a messenger RNA of Argiope bruennichi, 2518 nucleotides long. RefSeq lists its product as uncharacterized. The transcript is spliced from 3 exons. The coding region runs from base 1685 to 2146 and encodes 153 amino acids. NCBI's taxonomy places the organism in Eukaryota, Metazoa, Arthropoda, Arachnida, Araneae, Araneidae. The record is from RefSeq and is a predicted model, not a curated record.
AUGGCAUCUCAGUUUCGAAAAAAAAAGUUGAGCAUAUUAAUAUCAGCAGAAACGUUUUGAAUAGCAUUUCUUCACCAACGGUUCAAGAAUCUAAAUGAGUUAGAAAUAAGACAUCUUAGAACAUUUUGAGUUGAUUAAAGAAAUUUGCACAUCUUUCGAACCAUCAAUUGCUUCUGAUCAGGUUUCAUUAUUUUAACAUUUUUUCGAACUAUUUUAUUGUUUUAAAUUGGCUAGAAUUGAGCACGAUUCCAGAAUAAUUUUGGAAUCUGAAAAGAACAGAAAUUAGUUUGGAAGAAAUUGUUCUUUUUCUUGAAGAAAUCUUACAGAAAAGAACUCGACAGACAUUCUUCGAUUAGUUCUAAUGCAGAAAGGCUUGCCUGAUAGGCUUUACAGAAUAGAUGAAAUUUUCUGUUACGAAUUAAAUAUGAUUAUUCUUCAGGUCAUUUUAAGAUAAAAGUGCGACGUAAAAAGGAAACUUUUGAAACAAAAUGGAAAUGCAUAUGUUCCAUUUUGGCACUUUGAGUUAGUGGCUUUUAUGUCAGUGAACCUUGUAUCGCACUGAUUCGACACAACUACUUUCUAAAAAUGCGUUCAACAAUUUUUUUGAUCUGCCUUUGUUUCUUGUCAGAGAUCCUUGAAGCCGAUUCCGAUGAUCCUCUGGUGAUUGUUGACCAACAGAAUGCGGAGGAGGAGACUCGUCUGCCGAAUGCCCAUAGCGCGACUUUCGUCAUGGGCUUCAUAUUCCUGUGCUUAUUCUUCUAUGGGGUAUAUAGAGUUUGCAAAUGCCAUUGCAUUGAGAAGAAGCAGCCUCUUACGGUGAACCUGGAUGGGGGAGAGACACCUGACGAGUUGGGACUUGAGAAACAUAUCAAAGAACACAAUGAUUACCUAGCCAUCUAUGGACCCAAAAAGCACAACACCAACUUGCAUGUGUGUGAAUUUAAGAAAAACGAUGGCACGAACGGACCUUGAAGGCCACUUAUCUUCGAAAAUAGGGGGGAACUUCAGAAGGCAUCCUAUUUGAAAAAUGGGACAUGCAUGGAAUAUUCUUUAUAUUCAUACAAGGAAGGCAUCUCAAAUUUCAUUAUCUUUCUUUAAAAAAGUACAGAUUAUGCGAAGAAAUGUUCAUGAAAGUCAAAAAUAGCGCAAGUACGUCAGCCAACGAUAAUGCAAGUAUGAUAAAGGAAAGGGAAAGCACUUCAAAUCCGUUGUGAUGGUUCUGAAAAAAGACUCAUAUUUGUUGGACAUAGACGGCAUAAAACCGUCAAACUAUCAAAGUAGUUAGCACCUGAGGCGCAAACAGGUACUUAUCUCUCAAUGGCCAAUGAAUAAACGGUGGAGAUAUUUUAUCUUUCAUACAGAUAUUUUUAUUUUGACUUGAUAUGAAAAUCAAAGAAUGGAAUGAAAAACAUUAACAUUCACACAUGAAAAGCCUUGUUACUCAUAGCGACUGACAUUUUAAUUGAAGCCGCAUCAGUCAUUAUUGUUGAUGAUGUAGAAUGUUUUUAAAAAUUACAUUCUAUUAAAAAAACAAUUGAGAUACGAACGGAACACUGCAUGAUUAAGUAGAAAAUAUUUCUAAAAGAAUGUAUGCAAGAUACGAAUAUGAAGUAUUCAAAUAAUCUUAUCACAACUUUACAGAGUGCCGGCUAACGCAUUGGAGAAAUUGGAUGUUGUGAACAGAAUGGAAAUAGGUGACCUUUCAGAAGAUCUUCUGCUUGAAAAUGGAACUUCCAUCGACUAUUGGCUGGACGCAUCCAACGACACCGCUUUGAACGAUUCCUCAUCGUUGAACAGGCACGGGUUCGGCAAGAAAGUGGUGAAGAAAGUGAAAGAGGGCAUUAAGACGGUCAAAGACAAAGUGAAAGGUGGUUUUAACAAGGUCAAGGACAAGAUAAGGGAUUUCAAGGAUAAAAUAGGAUCCAAAGGAGGUGGCUCUGGCGGUGGAUAUUAUAGAGAUAAUUACGACAGAGAUUAUGACAGAGACAGAUAUAAUCGAGAUUACCGUCGCAAAGGCACGUACAGUGGGGGAACAGGAAUCACGGAUCCUGAAACUGCAAAGUGGCUCGGCAUCGGAUUGGGUGUAUUCCUAGUUCUGAGUCUGCUUGUCAUUAUUGUGUAUUAUAAAGUUAAAAGCGAUUUUUAAUAUAUUUUAAUGGCAACGAUGUCAUUCUCUGCCUUUCAGAAUCAGACAUAUAGAAAACUCGUUCGGAACCGCUGAAGGAUUAUGAAACUUCAGAGCUCUCUUUAAUUUGAACUCCAAGAAAUGGCGCAGUGAAUGUAGCAUAGAGGUAACACGUCAAGAUAUCAUGCCGCAGCUAUGUAAUCUCAUUCUUACAUGCUACUUCAGUUUUAUAUUUCAGUAUGUUGAGUACAAUUAUGAUGAUGUUUUGAACUGUUUCAAUGACUGGUUCAUUCUCUGAGAGAUCCAUUCAUAUUUUUCUUUCAAAUGAAUGCUUUAAAUGACGAAGAAACUUUUAGAGAAACGACUUUUAGAUGGCGAACCUUUAGAGAAAAU